UUAAAGUCAGAUCAAUGAAUAUUUUACGAAAUCGUGUUCUCGGACGCUCUUGACAUGUGUAUUUAGCCUAUUGUUUUCCAAUUAACAUUUUACUGUAACAGGAUGUCCUCUGACAGGAAUAUUAGUGUUAUACCUUUAGCAAAAGCUGGAUUCGUUGAUGGAGGGAACUACGAGACGUACCGUCCUGGUUAUACCGACGAUGUUGUAAAAGAAAUUAUUUUAAUGGCAACGGACUCAGUGGAUUUGUUGGAUGGAGAGUGUGAGUACGAUAUUUUAGAAUUAGGAGCGGGAACAGGCAAAUUUACAGAAUGUUUGCUGAAACACUGUCCUCAGGGAAUGAAAGUACUAGUAACAGAACCAUCCAAUGAUUUCAUUAAAACAUUGGAAGAAAAAAUCCCUGUUGUAGAGACAAGACAGUGCAGUGCCAACAAAAUACCACUUCCUGACAAUUCUGUUAAAGCCAUAAUUGCUGCUCAGUGUUUUCACUGGUUUGCAAAUGAAGAGAACAUUUCCGAAAUUGUCCGAGUAUUGAAACCAGGAGGAAAUUUUGUUUUAGUUUGGAACGUUUUAGAUGAGAGCUCACUUUUAAAUGCGGAUUUCCAAAAAUUUAUUUUAAAGUGGAUAAAGGACUCACCCCAGUAUUAUGACAUGAGAUGGAAACAAUUUCUCGACAAUUGUGACCAGGUCCGAUUGGUUUCAAGAAAAUUGUUUGAUGGCAACGAUUUAAGCGGGUCCAUUGAUCACUUAGUACGUUUAAGGACUACAUUCAGUUAUAUUCAAAGCCUUGAGGAAGUUCAAAAAGAGGAAGCAUGCGCUGAAAUAAAAGCUUUUUAUGAAAACCAUCCUGAGAGAAAAGGGAAAGAAUUCCUCACUCAUCCAAUGAAAACAGACGUUCUACACUACAAAAUCUCUUAAACAUAUUCUGAGAUGUAGAUAUUUUACACAAUAUCUAAACAUUUAGUCAUUUCUUUCAAAUAUCUUCACGUGACUCACCUUCUCAUUGUGGACAGGAGCAUGUAAUUUACUCUAAUACAAUUUGUUAUAUAGAAAAA
This is a messenger RNA of Saccostrea echinata, 1052 nucleotides long. RefSeq lists its product as uncharacterized. Gene Ontology annotation, molecular function: S-adenosylmethionine-dependent methyltransferase activity. Lineage: Eukaryota; Metazoa; Mollusca; Bivalvia; Ostreida; Ostreidae. Bases 103 to 915 code for a protein of 270 amino acids. The transcript is spliced from 7 exons. The record is from RefSeq and is a predicted model, not a curated record.